This is a messenger RNA of Bipolaris zeicola 26-R-13, 1593 nucleotides long. RefSeq lists its product as uncharacterized. Bases 1 to 1593 code for a protein of 530 amino acids. The transcript has a single exon. NCBI's taxonomy places the organism in Eukaryota, Fungi, Ascomycota, Dothideomycetes, Pleosporales, Pleosporaceae. The record is from RefSeq and is a predicted model, not a curated record. Gene Ontology annotation, molecular function: polyamine transmembrane transporter activity. Gene Ontology annotation, biological process: intracellular polyamine homeostasis; transmembrane transport.
AUGUCACAUCACUCUACAAUCACAGCGGGACAACCACGGCCAUCGAAUACAAGAGAACCAUCAACAGACCUGACGAGAACCACGUCAGUUGUACCGGAUCCUGUGGUAAUUCCUCGUUCCCAGCGCCGUGGGUUUCUCGCACGCUUCGCUCUUAUUCCCGAAGUCGAAAAUCCCCAGCACUAUACCCGACAAACGAAAUGGCUACUUACUUUCAUUGUUGCUUUUUGUGCCAUGGCUGGACCAAUGGGCUCUGCGAUUGUCAUGCCGGUACUCCAAGACAUUAGCAAAGCUUUUCAAGCGACCGAGACUGUAACCAAUAUGUCCGUCGCUGUGUACAUGCUCAGCAUGGGCAUUUUCCCACUAUGGUGGAGUUCCUUUUCAGAACGGCUGGGCCGACGAACCAUUUACAUUACCUCAUUUAUUUUAUUCGUUAUUUUCGGUAUACUCGCAGCAGUUAGCACAACGAUCCACAUGUUGAUUGUCUGCCGUGUUCUGUCUGGAGGUGCAGCCGCCUCUGUGCAAGCAGUGGGUGCUGGAACCAUCGCAGACAUCUGGCACACGAAAGAAAGAGGCGCAGCAAUGGGCUUGUUCUACCUUGGUCCACUCUGUGGACCUCUGUUUGCCCCGAUUAUCGGAGGUGUGCUCGGAGCAGAACUGGGAUGGCGAAGCACACAAUGGUUUCUAGUCAUAUACGGAGGCCUCACAGUGAUCUUUAUCAUCUUUGCCCUACCAGAAACAUUACAUCGGGACAUUAAACCAUCUACAGGCCCUGCUACACCACCGUCAAGCGAUGACAGAGAAAAAGAGCCUGAUGCGGCUCUUCGAAGAAGCACCACGCACGCCUCAACCGUACAGAAAACUAAGAGCAUACUUCUGCACCUCCGCCAUAUAUUCAUCGACCCGCUUCGUAUCAUAACUUGGCUCCGCUUCCCACCUGUCCUUCUUACCGUAUAUUCAGCAAGCAUAACCUUCGGCUCCCUCUACAUCCUCAACAUCAGUAUUCAAAAGACUUUUUCUAGUUCCCCGUAUUCCUUCUCAACUCUCAUUGUUGGUCUACUCUACAUCCCAAACUCUGCAGGUUACCUCCUCGCUUCUAUCUACGGUGGCCGCUGGCUCGACUCCAUCAUGCACCGCGAAGCCCGUAAAGCGGGGCGCUACGACGAAAACGGCAAACUCAUCUUCCGGCCCCUCGACCGCAUAAGAGAGAAUGCUUGGAUUGCUGCUACUCUGUGGCCUGCUGCGCUGAUCGUGUAUGGUUGGACGGCUCAGCAUGGGAUACAUUGGGUUGUGCCCAUGAUUAGCAAUUUCUUCUUUGGCAUCGGCAGCAUGUUGGUGUUUGCGCUUGUAAAUACUAUAUUGACAGAGUUCAUGCCCAGACGGGCUGCAAGUGGAAUCGCGCUGAAUAAUUUUGUGCGGAACAUUUGUUCAUUUGUAGGCGCUGUAGUGGCAGAGCCGAUUCUCACUGCAAUUGGGAAUGGGUGGCUAAUGACAAUCUUGGGUCUUUGGAGUGUUACUACAGGCUUGGCUGCAUUGUAUGCGUUGAGUAGGUGGGGCGAGAGAUGGAGAGGGGCUAUGAUUGAGGUUUUUGGGUGA